This is a messenger RNA of Cryptomeria japonica (Japanese cedar), 5149 nucleotides long. Its product is annotated as SAC3 family protein B. The record is from RefSeq and is a predicted model, not a curated record. Lineage: Eukaryota; Viridiplantae; Streptophyta; Pinopsida; Cupressales; Cupressaceae. Gene Ontology annotation, cellular component: transcription export complex 2; nucleus; cytoplasm. Gene Ontology annotation, biological process: mRNA export from nucleus. Bases 352 to 4914 code for a protein of 1520 amino acids. The transcript is spliced from 12 exons.
AUUCUCAGCAUAUACACCAUAUAAAGAGGAAAGAAUUGUAAAGAUAGCCUAGAAGAAACUUCAUCAGCUUAUUAGAACCGCUUUGAUGUUCGCUUCUUGACUUUGUAGAGCACACCAGGAGUAGCAGUAUCAGCAACGACAGGAGCGGUGGCAGUGGAAAAGCUGAAAUGAAGAAACCUAGUUGAAUCAAAUUUAUUCACAUUUCCAUUAUCAUCAGUCGAUUCUGGCGGUGAAAUGCUGGGACCGUAACGCUGAUUCCUGGAGCAGGGUUAAUUCUCACACCUGCUACGGAAGAAAAAGGAGUUAAGUGAAAAAAAAAGAAAAAAAUCAGCAGUAGCAGUGGGGGUGGAAAUGGCUUUCAAGAGCUUUGUUGGGAAUUCAGGUCCCGUGGCGCCUCCUAAAAAAUCCAUCUCCUUCGGCUCUUCUGAUCAAUCCCCUCCUCGCCCUUCAAAUAUUCCAGGCAGAACUUCUCCAUCUCCACCGCGGUCUCGACCCAAACCCAGGAAUUCACCUUCUCCACCUCAUGAAGCCCUGAAGCCAAGGCCCAGAGCCAGGUCUAGCUCUCCCACUCCUCCUCCUCUUAAUGAUGAUGAACACCAAAGAGAAAUCGAAGCUAAGGCGAGGAGGCUGGCUCGUUUCAAUACCGAGCUAAGUGAGCCAAUUCGUUCUUCUUCUCCUCCGUUGGGACGUCAGCAACAGCAGCAGCAGCAGCAGCAACUGAAUCCCCUGCAGAAGAAGGAGGUGGAUGAGACCAUGGACUGUGAAGAUUCAGAGCCCAUUCUGGGAUCCUGCCCAGAUAUGUGCCCAGAAUCUGAACGGGGAGAACGUGAACGGAAAGGUGACCUUGACAAAUUUGAGCGCUUACAUGGAGAUAGAAACCUGACAGACAAAUCCCUUGCUGUGAAAAAGUACAAUAGAACAGCCGAAAGGGAAGCUUCAUUGAUACGACCAUUGCCAGUUUUGCAAAUGACCAUGGACCAUAUUCUUACUCUCAUUGACCGGUCCUAUGAUGAUGAAUUUUUGAGCAUCUACAACUUCCUGUGGGAUCGAAUGAGAGCAAUUCGGAUGGACCUCAGAAUUCAGCACAUUUUUAACCAGGAUGCUAUAACAAUGCAUGAACAAAUGAUACGAUUUCAUAUUGUAGCUAUGCACGAGCUAUGUGAAUAUACAAAAGGAGAAGGAUUUUCUGAAGGCUUUGAUGCACACCUCAACAUAGAACAGAUGAAUAAAGCAUCUGUAGAGUUGUUUCAAAUGUAUGAUGACCAUAGAAAGCGUGGAAAUCCUAUUCUUACUGAGCAGGAAUUUAGAGGCUACUAUGCACUCCUAAAGCUAGACAAACAUCCUGGAUACAAGGUCGAACCUGCAGAGCUGUCUCUUGACCUGGCAAAGAUGACCUCUGAGAUGAGGAACACAAAAGAAGUUUUAUUUGCCCGAGAGGUAGCAAGAGCUUCUAGGUCGGGAAACUAUAUAGCUUUCUUCCGACUUGCAAGAAGAGCAACUUAUUUGCAGGCAUGCUUGAUGCAUGCUCAUUUUGCUAAGUUGCGGACUCAAGCACUAGCUUCAUUGCACAGUGGGUUACAGAAAAAUCAAGGUAUUCCAGCUGCUCAGGUUGUGAAGUGGUUAGCCAUGGAGGGAGAGGAUACUGAAGGCCUUUUUGAAUACCAUGGGUUUUCCCUUAAGCAGUUUGAGGAUUUAUAUAUGGUGAAAGAAGGCCCAUUCUUGAAUGGCGAUGUAGAUUUUCAGACAAAGUGUUCCCAGCUUGUACAUCAGAAAAGGUCUGAUAAGAUACUCCAUGAUGUGAUUUCUCCAGGUCAGGUGCCAGAAAUGGAUGGCACUUUGCAGACAAUUAGAAGUUUGGAUGCUCAAGUUGACAAAUUAUCGAAAAGGGCCAUAUAUCCUAAUAUACCUGCAUUUAAUUCCUCUGUUCCUCCUGAAGAAGAGAUGCCUGAUUAUGAGGAGGAUGUCCUGCCUAUUGAUGGUGAGAAGUUUAAAGAUUGGGAGAUGCAAGAACCAUUUGGAAGUCAACAAACCAAAAAGUUUGAGGAAGCAGAUAAACUGGAAAUGAGGUCCCCAAGACCAAUUUUUGGUGGAGAACCUGUCAUACCCCGUUCUGGAGCAAGAAAGCAUACCAUACAUCAGUCAAAGCCACUGCAAGAGCAGCGAGUAAAGAAAUUACGUAGAAAUGUUCCUGAACUAGAAUUGGAAAUCAAAAAGAGUUUCUUUCCAUUGAAGGAACAUUUUGGGAAUUUCAUUGAAAGGGAGGAUGCAAGAGGACCAAUAGUUCAUGAUAUUAAUGAAAUGCAUAGAAUCGAGACAGUAAAGGAUUGGACUGCAGUUGAAGAACCAAAUGACCAAGACGAGAAAGCAAAACUGGCCAUAUGGAAGGCUGAGGUUGAAGUUGCAAAGUUAAAGCUUCUUCUGAGGAGGUGGAAGCGUCAGGCAUCAAAAAUUGCAGAGAGUAGACAUAUGCGACGAUUGAAGGCCAAUGCAGCUUUGAAUUCACUCUUGGUGGGCCCUCCUGUUCGAUCUAAUAAAAAGAUUGUGUGCCAUGAGGAGCGUUUGGGAGGCAUACAGAACUUAUCAAUGGUAGAGCUUAACAUUGAUCAGAUUGUAAGGGAAAGAUACAACAUGCACACUAGAAUGUGGUCAAAACUGGAUGUACCAGAAGUAAUUGGACCUAUUCUGAGUCAGAAAAAUCCUCAGGCCAUGUGUCUUUGUUGGAAGUUAGUUUUAUGUUCUCGAAUUGAUGACAAGUCAUGUACAAAUUCCAGCCAAAUUGUCGGACAAUGGUUGCGGUUUAAAAUGAUGGGUAAUGAUAAAACAGACAGGGAACAGUCAUCUGUCUCUAUCUCAGAAGUGGCUACAACUGAGCGUAGAGACUCUAAUAGAUUGUUUUGUUUGUCUAUAUUAAGAGACGUUUCCUUCAAUGUUGACAGACUUGAAAAUGAGGAAGCUAGCUUAGGAGCAAGUGGCCUUCUGUUUCUGUUGGUUGAUAAAGUUCACUGGGAUCUUGAGAGAGGCAGGCUGCAGUCUCUUGUAGGGAGUGUGAAACCUGGUUCUUGCUUGCCUCUCCUUAUAUUGAGCUCUGUAAAUGUUGAAAUAAGCACCAUAGAAAAUCAGUUAGAGCUUCAAAAGUUGGAUAGGAUGAGGAUCGGUAGCUGGUCUGUCAUCCUUGUUACAGAGAAUGAACAUGACAAUGCCAAAGGAUUCCUCAGUGAUGAUUGUUUAAGAAAGGGUUUAUUGUGGUUGGCUGAUCAUGCUCCACAACAACCUAAUGUUUAUCCCUCUGAUGUCCGGAAUCUGGUUCUGGAGUCAUUGGAACCUUAUUUGAACAUUCUCUUAAAUGCAAAUCCUUUAGAGGUAACACCUGGCUAUUGCAUUCAUGCUUUUAAUCAGGCACUGAAUGAAACUGAAAGCGAUAUUGUUUUAGCAGCACAGAACAGUCUUCCUGGCUGGCCUGCUCCUGAAAUAAAGGAUCUUGAUGUGAGAGUAGAAGGUGGAUAUCUAGAGUCAUAUAUGCCUAAAUCUGGAUGGAACAUGGGUUUUAAUAUUGAUGCUAUUGUUCAUGCUCUUAGGUUAUGUAGACUCCCUGAGCUUUCUUCAUUCGACUUGAAUCCCAUUUUCUGUGGAGUUGGUUCGCAAGAAUUUGGAGAUGAGAUCCAAGAACGAAAACUCACUCUUCAGAAGUACUUGUAUCAAUAUUUGUGCCAGAUAAGCUUUGCAAACAAAGGUGAUUUACUGACAUUAAAAGAAGCUGAUUUAAUGGUACAAAACCAUACUGCCUGUGAGUGCAUUAAUUCAAGGCAUGUAAUUGUUCCCGAAUGGGCUACCAUAUUUCGCAGAAUUUACAACUGGCAGUUGAUGCUAUUAGAGAGUGAACCUGCUGCUAUUGUUUAUGUUUCUCGUCCACGAAAAAUUGGCUUGUUGGUAGAUGAACUAAAGCAGCAUCUUCUUUCUUCUGUACGUCAAAUCUUUAUGACCUCUGAUCGUGCAUAUCAAGUUACACCUUCAUUAAAUGAAAUGUUGGAAUCAAGUUGCAAGGUUAUCUCCAGGGCUCAAGGCCUGGAGCCUAAUGUGCAAACUGGGAAAGUCCGAUACCAGCAGCAUGCAAAGGAUACAACUCCAGAGUGUACGUUGAAAAAUAGUUUCAUAGAUUUUGCCAAAAACUCAUAUGGUCAAAAGCAGCAUCUUCCUUCUCCUGUAUAUCAGAUCUUUAUGACCUCUGAGCAUGCAUAUCAAGUGGCCUCUUCAUCAAAUGAAAUGGUAGAAUCAAGUUGUAAGGUUAUCUCCAGAGGUCCGAGCUCGGAGUCUAGUGUGCAAACUGUGAAAGACCAAUACCAGCAGCAUGCAAAGAACUCUAGUCCAGAAUCUAUGGUGAAAAAUGCUUUCAUAGAUUUUGCCAAUAAUUCGUACGGUCAACAGAAGUUUGCAUCUAGACAAAACAAUCCUCUAAUGGAGUUUUCUGAAUCAGCGGAACAUAUUGCAAUGGAAGUGGAAUCCCAGAUUCCAGAUAGUGAUGAGGUGCGGCACCAGAUAGAAUUUGGUCAGACAGAUGGAGAACUUCAGCUUAAUCAGGUAUUAACUGACUUCUGUGAGAAGGUAAAUGAGCAAAAGCAGAGGAUUGCUUCGCUAAUAGAAGAGACAAAUAUGGCAGAUUGUUCACCUAAAUUGAAUCGAGCACCUACUCUAUGUAUAUCAAAAGAAGAGAAAUCUGCUUAUAAAGAGAUCAGAAGAUCACAGGGUUGGGGUUUUGAAUGUCUAUCCUCUAAUGCCAUCGAUUGCAGGUCGGCUGUUUCUUUAUCACCUAGGUCAAACAGCAAUGCCAUGGAUAAGUUGAGUAACUUGUUGGAGCAGUGCAGUGCUGUUCAAAUCUCUCUCGACAAGAAAUUAGUAGGCCAUUUUGGCGAAAAAUAAUAUUUAUGGGCUGAAUUUGAAUUCUCUAUAUAUGUGAAUGCAAACUGAGCUUUUCCGAUUUGAAAAUGGAUCCCUUUGUUGUGAGUGUAAGCACGACAAAAGUAAUAACAAAUUAAGGAGCGUUUUUGAAAGAAAAUGACAAAAUGUUGAUGACAAAUAUUGUAUGCAUUGUGGCAUGUAAAUGUUGCUGUAUGGCCACAAAGCACAUAAUGGCAAUUGUCUUUUGGUUCUCUCA